Messenger RNA from Acanthosepion pharaonis, 468 nucleotides. The record is from the annotation of a GenBank genome assembly. NCBI's taxonomy places the organism in Eukaryota, Metazoa, Mollusca, Cephalopoda, Sepiida, Sepiidae.
AUGCUAUGUCUCUUUUUCUCUGCUUACAUUAUGACAGGAUACAGGGAUGAUAUUAAGCACACUCUUCCCUCUUCUAUGCUAUGUCUCUUUUUCUCUGCUUACAUUAUGACAGGAUACAGGGAUGAUAUUAAGCACACUCUUCCCUCUUCUAUGCUAUGUCUCUUUUUCUCUGCUUACAUUAUGACAGGAUACAGGGAUGAUAUUAAUCACACUCUUCCCUCUUCUAUCUAUGUCUCUUUUUCUCUGCUUUUUAUGACAGGAUACAGGGAUGAUGCUCCCUCUUCUAUGCUGUGUCUCUUUUUCUCUGCUUACAUUAUGACAGGAUACAGGGAUGAUAUUAAGCACACUCUUCCCUCUUCUAUGCUAUGUCACUUUUUCUCUGCUUACAUUAUGACAGGAUACAGGGAUGAUAUUAAGCACACUCUUCUCUCUUCUAUGCAAUGUCUCUUUUCUCUGCUUACAUUAUGA